This is a messenger RNA of Debaryomyces hansenii CBS767, 552 nucleotides long. RefSeq names its product glutamyl-tRNA(Gln) amidotransferase subunit F. The coding region runs from base 1 to 552 and encodes 183 amino acids. Gene Ontology annotation, cellular component: mitochondrion; glutamyl-tRNA(Gln) amidotransferase complex. Lineage: Eukaryota; Fungi; Ascomycota; Pichiomycetes; Serinales; Debaryomycetaceae. Gene Ontology annotation, biological process: glutaminyl-tRNAGln biosynthesis via transamidation. Gene Ontology annotation, molecular function: glutaminyl-tRNA synthase (glutamine-hydrolyzing) activity. The record is from RefSeq and is a predicted model, not a curated record. The transcript has a single exon.
AUGCUGCGUAUGCUAAAUCAAAUACCUCGAUUGAUAACAAGAUCAUUUCGGACGUCGUCUGUUGGUUAUAAGGCAACACUAGGUCCAAUACUUGAGAACAAAUCGCAAAUUCAAGAUUUGGUUAACAAAUCAGAAUGGAAUAUUGUAGAUAUUAUAAAAUUUUCAGAAGAUGAAGUACGGAAUAUAAAGAUAGAUUCAAGAGUCAUAACUAAGAUGUUGAGAGCUUCAGGAUUAAAGGACAGUUUAUCUGAAGAUCAAAAAAAGAGUUUAAUAAGAGGUUUAAAAUUGCAAAUGAUAUUUAUCAAGUAUUUGUAUGAAGGUGACGAGGCAGAAUUCCAUAAGAUAGAAGAAAGUAACGAUGAUGUAUUCAGGCUAAUUUUGUCUGACCAUAAGGCGCCUAAGCCCAUAACGUUAAAAAGUUUGUUGUCCAGCAUAGAGAAUUUAGAGAACGAAGUUGAUGCAGAAAAGGGUGAGAUUAAGUCAAGUUUAGACAUAAGCAAAUUGAAUGGAAAUAAUCCUACAUAUUUCACAGUUAGAUCUAAUAAAGAAUAA